Aspergillus campestris IBT 28561 is the source of this 1812-nucleotide messenger RNA. Its product is annotated as secretory pathway gdp dissociation inhibitor. Gene Ontology annotation, biological process: protein transport; vesicle-mediated transport; small GTPase-mediated signal transduction. NCBI's taxonomy places the organism in Eukaryota, Fungi, Ascomycota, Eurotiomycetes, Eurotiales, Aspergillaceae. Gene Ontology annotation, molecular function: Rab GDP-dissociation inhibitor activity. The transcript has 8 exons. Gene Ontology annotation, cellular component: cytoplasm. The record is from RefSeq and is a predicted model, not a curated record. Bases 159 to 1565 code for a protein of 468 amino acids.
CCCAGCUUCUCCCCAUCGACCGGCUUAACUAAACUCACCGCUAUCCUUUUCAUCUUGUCUCCGCAUCCCCUCCCACUUUCCUGCACCUUUCACUUUCUCCGUCUGAUCAACUGUUCAUUCGUCCUUUUCUAAUAGCUUGCAUUCCCUUUCCCACCACCAUGGAUGAGAUUGCUCCCGAGUAUGAUGUUGUGGUGCUCGGCACUGGAUUGACCGAGUGUGUCCUGUCGGGUGUUUUGAGUGUCAAGGGCAACAAGGUGCUUCAUAUCGAUCGUAAUGAUCACUACGGAGGCGAAGCUGCGUCGGUGAACAUCGAGACUCUCUUCAAGAAAUACGGAAAUGUCGCCCCCGGCGAAGAACCCUGGAAGAAGUACGGCCGGGUCAACGACUGGAACAUCGAUCUGGUCCCCAAGUUGCUCAUGGCCAACGGCGAGUUGACGAAUAUCCUGGUUUCCACCGAUGUCACAAGGUACCUGGAGUUCAAGCAGAUCGGGGGCAGCUAUGUCCAGCAAGGGAAGGGCCCCAAGGCGACCGUGGCCAAGGUGCCUUCGGAUGCCAACGAGGCGCUGCGCUCUUCUCUCAUGGGUCUAUUUGAGAAGCGGAGGGCCAAGAAGUUCCUGGAGUGGGUGGGUGAAUUCAAGGAGGACGACCCCGCUACUCACAACGGCCUCGACAUUCACAACGUCAGCAUGAGGGAGGUCUACGACAAGUUUGGCCUGGAGCCCAAUACUCGUGACUUCGUUGGACAUUCGAUGGCCCUGUUCCAGUCGGACGACUAUAUCAACAACCCCGGGCAAGCUCCCGAGACCAUCAACCGUAUCCGCCUGUAUGUCAACUCCAUGGCUCGGUAUGGCAAGUCUCCCUACAUCUACCCUCUGUACGGCCUCGGUGAGCUGCCCCAGGGCUUCGCUCGUCUUUCCGCCAUCUACGGUGGUACUUACAUGCUCAACACCAACAUCGACGAGGUGCUCUAUGACGAGAGCGGCAAGGUUUCCGGAAUCAAGGCGACCAUGAAGGACCGUGAUGCCGACGAGGAUGCCAUGAAGUUCACGACCAAGACGAAGAAGAUUUUGGCCGAUCCCUCCUACUUCCCUAGCAAGGCUCGGGUGACUGGCUACUUGCUGAAGGCCAUUUGCAUUCUCAAGCACCCCAUCGACAAGACCGAUGGCAGCGACUCGCUGCAGCUGAUCCUGCCCCAAUCUCAGAUCGGCCGGAAGCACGAUAUCUACAUCGCCAUGGUUUCGUCGGCUCACAAUGUCUGCCCCAAGGGCUACUACAUUGCCAUUGUGUCGACGAUUGCCGAAUCCGACGCCAACCACCACCUGGAGUUGGAGCCGGGCUUCGAGCGCCUUGGGGAGAUUGAAGAGCGAUUCUUUGGCCCCCCGAUCCCGCUCUACGAGCCUCUCGAGAGUGGCGAGAAGGACAACAUCUUCAUCUCCAAGAGCUACGACCCCACCUCCCACUUUGAGACUACCACCGACGAUGUUCGUGACAUCUACCGCCGCGCCACGGGCGAGGAGCUGGUUGUUGAGGGUCUCCGGGAGGACCAGAAGCUUGCUGAAGACUAAAUAUGGUUGUUCGACGACAGCGAGGGGGAGACUCGCUUGGGCGCAUUGAGAUACUGAUAAUCUCUUUGAAGUAAACCACACCUGUUUUUCUGUUGGAACUAGCACACUCCCUUGCCUUUGGAUGAUGCAUCCGGCAUGCAGUAGACAGUAUAUGUACAUACGCCGCAACCUUUGCGUUGAUGCUAGGUUCCUGAAUGAGUAUUUAAUAGGGUUCGACUGCGCUUAGGAUAUUACUAUAGCAAUUUAC